Lachancea mirantina is the source of this 1602-nucleotide messenger RNA. The record is from the annotation of a GenBank genome assembly. NCBI's taxonomy places the organism in Eukaryota, Fungi, Ascomycota, Saccharomycetes, Saccharomycetales, Saccharomycetaceae.
AUGUUUCGCGUAGAUCGAGCAAGAUUUGUGGGUUUUCGGUUAUACAGUGGGACGGCUUGUUUACGCCAGCAGGCGGAGGUUACACUGGAUUUUGGUAAGAGAAACGAAAUCAUCUUGAGAUCUCUGAACCGGUUCUACCCCUCUGUAUCGACCUUAGCCCGGCCUACUGCGACGAUACACGAGUUUGGCGCGAAAUACAAGGACAUAUACGAGGACCAGCCGCAUGUGAUCGAGGUAUUACGAGGCAAAAUUAAGUCCGUGCGGGUUGCGGGCAAGAACAUGUGUUUCGUGAACGUGACAGCGCUGCACGCAGAACUCCAGCUUAUCCUGAACUUCAAAGUGAUGCACAAGGCGCAGCAUCAUGUGGAUACAGAACUGACGUCUGAAGCAUUUCAAGCAAGUAUCCAGAACCUCAGACCCGGUGACCAUAUCCAAGCCGUCGGGUUCCCUGGUCUUUCACAGCGACAGCGUACGCUGUCGCUGAAAUGUAUAUCACCAGCGCAGACUUUGGCACCGGCACAGCUGCCGGUACCUCCGAGACUUGUUGAUCCGGUCAAGCGCAAGCAGAAUCGGGUUCUGGACUACUUGGUCAACGGUCACCAAGCAUUGGUGGUCCGGCACAGGACCGUCAAGGCGAUUCGUCGGUUUCUGGACGCUCGCGAAUUUCUGGAAGUAGAAACGCCUAUGAUGUCUGCACAGUCCAACGGUGCUGCAGCCGAACCCUUCGAGACCAGAUCCAAAGCGUUGCAUCAGAAACUACAGCUCCGGAUCGCUCCAGAGCUGUGGCUCAAACGGCUGGUCGUCGCAGGCUGUGAAAGAGUUUACGAGAUCGGCAAAGUGUUUCGCAACGAGGGCAUCGACGCGACCCACAACGCAGAGUUUACUACGCUCGAGUUUUAUCAGGCGUACGCGUCGAUGGAGGAUCUCAUCACAAUGUCAGAACAGCUUUACAGGUACGUGCUUGAAGACGCACAGACACUAGCAGCGGCUCGUCUGUUACAAGAAUUCAGCGAGAACAGGUUCUGUUUCAGACGGGUCGAGUUUCUUGCGACUCUGAGCCGCGAGACCGGUGUCGAAUUCGAGAAACUCGAUUUGCAAGACGCUGGCGCCAUGAGGCAGGCAUUGCAGCAACGCGGUUUGGACGCACCGUCUGAGUGUGCUUCGCCGCAGCAGAUGCUGAAUUACUUGUGUGGAAAGUAUAUUGAGGACAAAUACUGUCAGGGCUCGCUUCCGACUUUGAUAUUUCACCAUCCCACGGUGAUGUCUCCGCUGGCAAAGGGAAACACGGCGGACAACAUGAAAACCUCGAAACGCUUCGAGGUUUUCAUUCGUGGCAAAGAGUACAUCAAUGCGUAUGAAGAGGAGAACUGUCCGCAACAACAAUUGGCCAAAUUUAAAGCUCAACAAGCUGCCAGAGCCACUUAUGGGGACCAAGAGUCGCUACAAAUCGACGAGAACUACGUCGACGCCAUGAAAUGGGGCAUGCCGCCUAUCGGUGGAUUUGGACUCGGCAUUGAUCGUCUUUGCAUGCUUCUCACAGACUCCAAAAGAAUAGAAGAAGUGCUUAGUUUCGGGAGCCUCGACGAUGUCAACCGACAAUAA